AUGAAUAUGCUUGAUGAAGGAUUAAAAUAUUGCGAUAUGGUAAUAUCUAUGCAGUCAGGUGAAUUAAAAGACAGUACAGAUGGAGAUCUUAUGAGAUAUUUCAUUGCGCAAGCUUUAUGUUUUGAAAGAAAAUUUACUUCGAAGUUAGCGCUAGAAUCAAAUUUCAAGGCUCUUGAAAUAGCUUUGCGUAUCUAUUCAAAAAACAGUCAACAUCUUGGUGCUCUGCACAAUAAUAUAGCGUCGUGUUACCUGAGUUUGCAAGCUGUAGCAUGGGAUAAUGAAAAUCAUUUAACAUUUAAUGUUCCAUUUGAUAAUAUUAAGCCAACAAUACAUCUUGGUAAAAUACAAAAUUUAUUUUCAUUCAAUCAAUCUUUAUUUUCUACAUUUCAUUUAGAUAUUUUUCUACCUCGUAUAGUCGAUUUAGCAUUACAUAGUUCUGAUCGUCAAACAAAAAUAACAGCUUGUGAAUUACUUCAAUCAAUAAUGCUUUAUAUGAUUGGAAAAAGUGCAAAUAAUCGAAGCAAUGCAGCGGCUUCUUAUGAAAAACUUUAUGCUCGUUUAUUUCCAGUUGUACUUGAACUUUCCUGUGAUUCUGAUACUGUAGAUGGUAUGACAUCUGGACGUAACGCAUCGAUACGUGAUUUUAGGGAUGUUUGUUUAAAAAAAUUUCUUAAAUGGGCUGUUAAACAUGCUGGUGGUUUUGAUAAAUCUGCUUAUGUAAAAAAUGCAACAUCAAUUCUUAAACGUAUUAUUAGUUUUUCAAUGCAUCCAAAUAGUUUUAAAAGACUUCGUUCAACAUUAGCAUGGAAUUCAAUUUAUACACUUUAUCGUGAAUCGGAAACGUUAAUAGAUGUUUAUACACUUCAAUUACUUUAUGUAUUUGUUGAAAGUUUAGCUAUUGCUCAAGGAGAUGAUCCAUCUCUAGGUACUCAACGACAAGCAAUAGAAACUUUAUCACAUGUACAAAGAAUCAUAAAAGAAAAAUCCCAAGUAUUUAUUAAAGAAACAUCUAAACAACAUCGUCCAUCAUCAUGGACUGAUGCAACAUUUGAUGUUGCUGUUCGAUGGUUACUUAGACAAUGUGGAAGAAUUGAAACUGAAUCAAGGCGAAAAUAUAUUGAACUUGCUUGUACAUUUAUUCCAUUAUUGUCUGGUAUUCGAUCGAUUAGAGAAUAUUUUGAAUUAAAAGUUAAAUCAGAUGGAAAUGUUUAUUUCAUUGAACUAUUUGAAGGAACAUUAAGUAAAGAAAAGAAAAGAAAAUUUAAAGCUAAUUUGGCUAAUCAAACAUGUUUUACUAAUAUGAGUGAACAAUUUUCAGUUCCAAUGGUUUAUCAAUGGCUUGAUACUGUUAUUGCUUUAUUAGAUUGUUAUACUUGGACAAAAAAUCAACAAAGCCGUGUAAUUGUUGUAUUAUCAUAUUUUAUAACAAAAAUAUCAAUGAAUACACUAUAUGAUAUAAUUACGUACUUUCCACCAUCGAAUCAAACAAAUGUAUUUACACCGACUGAUAUUAGUCAAUUUGAAACAGCAAAAUGUACAGUUAUUGUUCGUUUAUUGAAUUUUAUUACAGCACUUUGGUCUAAAUAUCCACAAGAUGCAAUGCGAGCUAUUGAUAGUUCAUUUUAUAAUAAUGAUUUAACAAAAUUAAUUUUAACUUGUGAUGAAUAUAUUUUUGAAAAUUUAAUUGAUCCAGAUUAUAAAUAUACAUUUCCUCUUGAACUUGAACGUUAUUAUGCAAAAGAUAAACAUAAUCCAUUACAUCAACAACGUCCAUCUAGUACACCACGUUAUUUAUCUUCACAAUAUUUAUUUGGUAGUAGUUUAACAGAUGAAUUAGCUGUUUUUGAUUUUAUAUCAGCUGCUGUUAAUCAACAACACAAUGAUUUAAAUAAAAGUUUAUCAAAUUCUUUAUCAGAUAAUUCAUCAACAAAUAUAAUUAAUCAAAAAAAAAUGAUGAUGAUAGACCAGCAUUAA
Messenger RNA from Rotaria sp. Silwood2, 1974 nucleotides. Lineage: Eukaryota; Metazoa; Rotifera; Eurotatoria; Philodinida; Philodinidae. The record is from the annotation of a GenBank genome assembly.